Messenger RNA from Brassica rapa (field mustard), 1359 nucleotides. RefSeq lists its product as uncharacterized. The record is from RefSeq and is a predicted model, not a curated record. Lineage: Eukaryota; Viridiplantae; Streptophyta; Magnoliopsida; Brassicales; Brassicaceae.
CUAAAUCUUAAAAAUACUAAACCCAAAAAUAAAUCUUAAACCCUAAAUCAAAACACUGAACCAUAAACCCUGAAUCUUGUGUGUGUUUGAAGUCGGUCAUGAGGAUUUGAGGUUUAUAAAAAAAAUUGCAAAAAGGUUUAUAAUAAUUCACAUGAAAAUCAUUUAAUAUCCUCUUUUUGUAUUUUAUAAUCAUCUCUUGUUUCUUUUCUUGGCCAUAUUAUAUAUUUGACAAAUCAUUGUAUCUAAGUUUCUUUGAUUACACGUAUAAGUUUAUGUGCACAUGUGUCUCUGCAGAGACCCCAGAAGUAAUUAGCUUGAGAAAAGAUCCCUCCGUUGAGAAGUAGAGGGAGUCUUACGACUCAACCAACAGUCGCAAAUUAUCUAGUUUGGCAUAAAACUUAUUUUAUCUUUUGUGCAUUCAAAAGAUCAUGCCGACUAUCACUUCCCAAUGAGGGAUUUCUCUCUUAUUUGUUUCUUUCUCCGUUGCCUUCAGUUAGAAAGAUGGCUCCACCAACAAUAGGUGGACACUCUUAUGGGAGAUCACCGAAAGCCAAAAAGACGAGUGCUACCGCACGUGCUUCUCGAUUGUCUAAUCGCAAUGGUUUAGAUCUACAUCAACAUAGAGCUGGUUUAUGUUCAUAUGCCAAAGUUCAUGAUGUGCUGGAAGCAAACAACGAAGACUUCUCUUUUAUUGCUGUGAUGAAGAAAACACAUCAAAAACCGGACGGAACUUACGUUGAUGAGCGAGCUCGAUUGGUUGCAGACACUUAUGAAAAGCAUGUACAAGAACGCCUGGGACAACUUGAAUCUUCUGGUCUACAGAAUGUGACACCUGAGAAUCUUGAUCAGUGUGAGAAAAACGAAAUAUUUAUCAAGGAUGCUGGAACAUCUAAACAAGGACAUGUCUUUGGACUUGGAGCACUACACAGUAAGGUUUUACCAUCUAUUGAAGCUCCAUCGAAUGAAUCACAUGCUUCUGAAGAAGUGGAAAUAAUAACAAAAAGAUUGCAAGAGGUGGAAGCAGGCUUAAACAGAGCUGUAAAGAGAAUCUACAGUUUUGAAAAAAAAAAGACUUGAAAAUAUGGAAAAGCUUGUUCAGUCAAUCACAAGUCUGAAUGUCUAGGUCUGGAUCCACCACCAACACUAUCCAGUUUCCAUGGAGUACGUUCACCACAUGUUCUUAGUAUCUUUUAUUAUGUAUUUUGUUAAGGCUUUUUUCUUGUUGUUAUCUUUGCAAACCUACUUCGUUCUUUGAUUUGGAUGCUAGUUCUUGGUGGUAAUUUAACGUUUUAUUAUGUGUUUCAUUGUAUGUAUUAUAGAUAUUUGAAAAAUAAUUACGUAGUCACGAUAUACGACUAA